Molecule: messenger RNA, 1706 nt
Organism: Trifolium pratense (red clover)
Lineage: Eukaryota; Viridiplantae; Streptophyta; Magnoliopsida; Fabales; Fabaceae
Product: DUF21 domain-containing protein At2g14520-like
Exons: 11
Coding region: 200-1483 (427 amino acids)
Biological process (GO): magnesium ion homeostasis
Cellular component (GO): intracellular membrane-bounded organelle
Source: RefSeq, a predicted model, not a curated record
UAGAAACUAAGUACAAAACAGAACCAAAACAGAGUACAAACGUUAGCAUAAAUUUAACAACACUAUCUCAUUCAACACCGAAAAAUCUAUCUACAUACAUGCUUCUAUCAUGUUCCAUUCAAUAAAUUAAUAAUCUUUUUACCAUAAUUUGAAUACCCUUUAAUGGGAAUUGAAUUCUGAACAGCUUUGUUGAUUUUCAAUGGCGGUUGAAUAUACAUGUUGUGGAACAGAGUUUUUCAUAAGAAUUGUGAUAAUUGUUUUGCUUGUUGUGUUUGCUGGAUUGAUGUCAGGGCUUACUUUAGGUCUCAUGUCUUUGAGUCUUGUUGAUCUUGAAGUUCUUGCUAAAUCUGGUACCCCUCAGGAUAAGAAACAUGCUGAGAAAAUAUUGCCUGUUGUAAGAAAUCAACAUUUACUGCUUUGCACUCUUCUAAUUUGCAAUGCUGCAGCUAUGGAGGCACUUCCAAUUUUUCUUGAUAGUCUUGUUGUUGCUUGGGGUGCUAUCCUAAUUUCUGUUACAUUAAUUCUUCUGUUUGGUGAGAUUAUUCCUCAAUCAGUUUGUUCUCGGUAUGGUUUAACGAUCGGUGCAACAGUCGCUCCAGCUGUUCGUGUUCUUGUAUGGAUAUGUCUUCCUGUUGCUUAUCCAAUUAGCAAGUUGUUGGAUUAUUUGUUGGGGCAUCGACAUGAAGCCCUUUUCCGCAGAGCCGAGUUGAAAACACUUGUAGAUUUACAUGGUAACGAGGCUGGAAAAGGUGGUGAACUAACACAUGAUGAAACAACUAUCAUUGCUGGGGCACUUGAACUCUCUGAGAAAACUGCUGGUGAUGCCAUGAGUCCUAUAAAUGAAAUAUUUUCCAUUGAUAUUAAUUCAAAACUUGAUAGGGAAUUGAUGACUCUAAUAUUGGAGAAAGGACAUAGUAGAGUCCCUGUUUAUUAUGAGGAGCCUACAAAUAUCAUUGGACUUAUCCUGAUCAAGAAUUUGUUAACUAUUGACCCAGAAGAAGAAGUACCUGUGAAAAGUGUGACCAUACGCAAAAUACCAAGGGUUCCAGAAAUGAUGCCACUUUAUGAUAUAUUGAAUGAAUUCCAAAAGGGCCAUAGUCACAUGGCUGUUGUUGUGAGACAUUUUGACAAGACAGGGCAACAAACUUCCAAUAUUAAUGGCAGUGAUUCAGUAAGAGAUGUGAAGGUGACUAUUGAUGUGGAGAAGACUCCUCAACAAGAGAAAAUGUUAAAAAACAAGAUGCAACUUCAUAAGAGGAAAAGCUUACCAAAUGCAAGUAAUUCAAGUAUGAGUACUAGUUCUAGGAGCAAAAAAUGGUCACAAAAUAUAUACUCAGAUAUUUUGGAAAUUGAUGGAAAUUCAAUUCCAAAGCUACCUGAAAAAGAAGAAGCUGUUGGAAUAAUUACAAUGGAAGAUGUAAUUGAAGAGCUUUUGCAGGAGGAAAUCUUUGAUGAGACAGAUCAUCAGUUUGAAGACUCAUAACAAUGAUCUCUAAAUAAAACUUAGCUACUUUUGAUUCUCCUUUUUUUGUUUUGUAUCUAGAUUUAUAUAUAAAUUAAUUGGAUUAAUUAAUUCAAUUACAUAUAUAAUCAGAAAAGAUGUUAGGGGAUAUGGUGGUGCGUAUAGGAUUUGGAAUUGUGACUAGUUAGCCAUUAUUCCUUGUAAAAAGUAGUAAUGAUGGGGAAAGCAUUUGUUAUUAUUGUAA